AUAUUUUUGUAUCGACACAGCGGUCUUAUUGCUUUCAACACGUGCAGUUGAUUUCUGUUAAAUAAAUUUACUGAAACACCGGGUAAAAUGGCAACAAAAAAGCGCAAAGAGCCGCUGUUAUACAUGGAGGAGUACCGGGUGAAGCAGGAUCCACAGGACUACGGCUUAGCGGACGAUGUCUUCUCCUUAGAGUCGUUUAAAGAGAAACUCCACAUUACCAUUGUCAGAAACGACGAGGAGGGCUUGGAGUUCGAUCUGAUCGGUGUUUAUCCGGCUAUUGCCAAUGCGUUUCGGCGCCUGAUGCUCAGCGAUGUGCCUAGCAUGGCCAUCGAAAAGGUCUACAUAUACAACAACACCUCGAUCAUUCAGGACGAGGUCCUGGCCCACCGGAUGGGCCUGCUUCCACUGCGAGCUGAUCCCCGGUUAUUCGCUUAUCGAACGGAGGAGAGUACAGAGGCAGGCACUGAACAGGAUACACUAGAAUUCGAGCUAAAAGUUAAGUGCUCCAGGCGUCGGGAUGCGGGCAAGGAUCAGUCCAACUUCGAUGAUAUUUACAAAAACCACAAGGUUUACUCAGGUCAUCUAAAGUGGCUUCCCAAAGGAAAGCAGGGGCAGAUAUACAGCGAAAACGCAGUGAACUGCAUCCACGAGGACAUACUGAUUGCCCAACUUCGACCGGGACAUGAGUUGGAUCUGCGAUUGGUGGCGGUCAAGGGUCUUGGAAGGGAUCAUGCUAAAUUCUCACCAGUCGCCACGGCCACUUACCGUCUGCUGCCGCAAAUAAAAUUAAAUCGCGAAGUUACCGGCAAGGACGCUUAUCUCUUGCAGAGCUGUUUCUCGCCGGGAGUGAUUGGAAUCGAUGAAAACGAAAGUGCCUAUGUGAAAGAUGCGCGCUACGACACCUGCAGCCGGAAUGUGUACCGCUAUCCGCAGCUGAACGAUGCCGUAACUCUGGCCCGUGUCCGAGACCAUUACAUCUUUACCGUGGAAUCGGUGGGCGCACUCAAGCCGGAAGUUAUAUUCCUCGAAGCCGUAAAGGUGUUGAAAAAGAAGUGUCGAGCGUUCAUAGACGAAAUCGAGGCGGAGUAGUUAUUUAUUUAGUUUGUAAAAAGAUUAUUCUAUGUACAUAAGACAACUAAAAUUGAUAUAAAACGUAA
Molecule: messenger RNA, 1157 nt
Organism: Drosophila ficusphila
Lineage: Eukaryota; Metazoa; Arthropoda; Insecta; Diptera; Drosophilidae
Gene: Polr1C
Product: DNA-directed RNA polymerases I and III subunit RPAC1
Exons: 2
Coding region: 88-1089 (333 amino acids)
Biological process (GO): DNA-templated transcription
Cellular component (GO): RNA polymerase I complex; RNA polymerase III complex
Molecular function (GO): protein dimerization activity
Source: RefSeq, a predicted model, not a curated record